UUUCACUUGGCUUUGCAGCCAAGUCCACACCAGCCUGGCAACUCACUUCCGUGGUCAGAUUGUGGUCGAGUUUGAGAAGGAAUUCCGGUACUUGUAUGCAGAGUCCAGAGCAGUGACCAGCUUCUGUGUGCCAGAUCCUGGAACGUGCCCCUCUUCUCAGAACACCUCCAAAGAUGCCAACUCCCUUUUAAAGCCCCCACAGGUGAAUGAUGCUGAAACCUCGAGCCCCUCCAGCAGCCUUUCCAAUGUAAGCAUCAGGAGCAUAAAGGUGUCUCCCUUUCUGAAAAACUCCAGUGGCAACGUACAGCAGGAAAAGCACGAUUCAGGCUCUGACUCUGGUAAUAAGAAGGGGAAGGAAGACACAUCUCUGAAGCCCGCUUGCCCUAAGCAGCAAGGAGAGCCACCAGACUCGCCAAACAGCCCUCCAAAUAAAUCCACUGCAGCCUUGUAUCACAAACCAAAUGUGGCAGCGAGGAUAUUCUUGCAGCCAGAGCCUUCCCCUGCCCUGAGUUCCAAUAAAAGGAGUUAUCAAGGGGACGGUAAGGCUAACAGCAGCCACUGCUCCCCACCAAGACCUGAGCAGACGUUGCAGUCCCUUUCAGAGGGUGCCAGCAGCAACGGGACAAGCAUGAAGCAGAAAGGGCCUGCUGCUACCUCCAAGGAAGCGCCAGCAGAAAACGACAACGUUUUUUAUGGGCUGGAAAAAAGAGAGAGUCCCGGACAAGGAAAAUUGGACCUGCUCUCCCCAUACGACCACCUAAAACGAGAUAAAAAGCCUGUAGUCCCUUGCUAUGAUAAACUCACGGAGGACAUGCUGAUGGAAAAGAACAGCGCGUACGGGGCUGAGAAAAGAAUGACUCUGGGGCACAGUAAGCUGGAUCUGAUCACCAAGUACAACAAGUUAAAAUCUAAACACAUACACAGUCGGUUCGAACUCUGA
This is a messenger RNA of Apaloderma vittatum (bar-tailed trogon), 940 nucleotides long. Its product is annotated as protein FAM83C-like. Gene Ontology annotation, biological process: epidermal growth factor receptor signaling pathway. Lineage: Eukaryota; Metazoa; Chordata; Aves; Trogoniformes; Trogonidae. The record is from RefSeq and is a predicted model, not a curated record. The annotation marks the transcript as partial. The transcript has a single exon.